Orbicella faveolata is the source of this 1272-nucleotide messenger RNA. RefSeq lists its product as uncharacterized. Gene Ontology annotation, biological process: entrainment of circadian clock by photoperiod; negative regulation of DNA-templated transcription; circadian regulation of gene expression. Lineage: Eukaryota; Metazoa; Cnidaria; Anthozoa; Scleractinia; Merulinidae. Gene Ontology annotation, cellular component: nucleus; cytoplasm. Gene Ontology annotation, molecular function: DNA binding; FAD binding. The record is from RefSeq and is a predicted model, not a curated record.
AUGUUAAGCGAAGACUCUGCUCCUUCUAAGUCACUGCCAGCCUCAGUCAAAACAAAUCUUUACUCGUACGAAGCAUGGCGCUUCUGUUCAUUUGAUCUAUUAAUUUUUCCCUUUUUAGGUCAUAGGAGCCUUCAUUGGUUCAGAAAGGACCUGAGACUUCACGACAAUCCCAGCCUGCGUGAAUGUCUCGCAGACAGCAAGGUGUUUUACGGAGUGUACUUCUUGGAGUGUUCUGCUGAAGAUAAGAUGACUGUCAGCCCAAACCGCUGGCAUUUCCUGCUUCAGUCACUUCAAGACCUCGACAGGGGUCUUGCUCAGUGUGGUUCACGUCUUUUUGUGCUGAAGGGAAGACCUAUGGACAUGCUGCCUUCACUUUUUAAAGAGUGGGGCAUCACUCGGCUGUCGUUCGAGGUUGAUUGUGAGCCAUUUAGGAAGAGCAGGGAUGCGGUCAUCACUGGUCUUGCUAAACAAAGUGGAGUUGAAGUGAUCAGCCGUGUUUCACACACUCUUUAUGAUGCUGAAGUGCUGUUGAUGUCAACUGAGGGAAGAGCACCACAAGUGUUUGAUGAGUUUAUGGAGGUUGCAUUGCAGCUAGGAAGGCCACAGAUGCCGGCACCAAGGGUCAAUAGACAGCUGUUUGGCUCCUGUUUGACUCCUGUAGCGAGAGACCAUAACCAACAAUACGGAGUACCUACCGUGGAGGAGAUAGGCUUCCAAAAACCAGCUGCUACCAGCUCUUGGUUUUACCCAGGUGGAGAGCAGGAGGCUUUAACGAGAAUGGAAGCAGCUUUGCAAAAGAUGAAAGAGAACGAUUUUUGCGAUUCGCCAUUAACUGCAAAUUCUCUGAUGCCGUCGGCAAGUCACUUGAGUCCUUACCUGAGGUUGGGCUGCCUCUCAUCGCGGCUUCUUUACCAGAGAAUGACUGAGGAAUAUAUAAAGAACAAGACAGUGAAUCCGCCUCCAGAGGUGUACAGUAAGCUCUUUUGGCGUGAGUUCUUUUUUCUUGUUGGAAGCCAGGUGCCAGGUGCGCAUGAGAUGGUCAACAAUUCACUAAGUCUUCAAAUUCCUUGGGAAGAUUCUCCAGAGUAUCUUCACAAAUGGAAACAGGUCAGUCUUGAAAGGAACCUCUUACCAUACCGUAACGUGCACAAUUCUAGAAGAGUCCUAAUGCCCUUCUUAGGCCUAUGUUAUGAGAUCUGUUUCGAUUGUAUGCUCUAGAAUUUUUUAUUUCAUAGACCGUGUGACUUGAGGUAAAUAGUCAUUUUGUAAACC